AUGGCACAAACCAGUGAAACGCUCGAGAGCUUGCUCGCCGCCAUUGUAGAGCUCACCACAACGCUCACGGCCACUCUUCGGGCAAAGAACCUGCCUGAGCCAUCAUUCAACGAAGAUGCACCAGGAUCCCUACCACCUGAUCAAGAUAUCCAAGGCCCCCGUACCAAACUUGUCGGAGCUCUGAUGGAUAUGCUGCAUCUAGCAAUGGGGCCUAACGAGUAUUUUAUCACACAAAACAUGUGGCUGGGUAAUGAGGCCAUGGCACUGGACGUCCUCAACCGCUUCAACUUCUGGGGCGCGGUUCCGCUUGGGGGCUCUGCCAGCUACGCCGAGAUUGCAGCCGCUACGAAAUUACCUGAACAAAUGGCUCGCCGAUUCCUCCGCUUCGGCAUGAGCAUGUACCUGUUUCGAGAAGAGUCUCCUGAGUCCAAUCGGAUUGUUCACACCGCUGCCUCUGCAUACAUGGCUCGUAACCACCAUAUGCAGUCCUUUACAAGCCAUCUCCUCGAAGACGUCCGACCCGCUACUAUAGUAAUGGCGGAUGCAUUGCAAAAGUGGUCUGCUGGGCACCCGACACCGAGCGAAGAGGUGGAACAUGCUGCCUUCUAUCUAGCGAGUUUUGACGGCAAGGUGGUGUCUCGUCCAAUAUUCGCUGAAGGACUGCAAGCUCUCGGUGGCAUGAUUAAUACCGAAACUUAUGUGGAAACUUUUGACUGGGAGAGCCUUGGCGAGGCUAUCGUUGUUGAUGUUGGUGGUUCAAGCGGCCAUAUCAGCGCAAUGGUCGCAAAAUCCCAUCCACAACUCCAUUUCGUAGUCCAGGACCUCCCGGAGCUACAGCCAGCCUUUGACGAAGCCAUGGCAUCGGCCCCCAAGCUUGCCGACCGCAUAUCAUUCCAAGUUCACGACUUCUUUACGCCACAGCCUGUUUCCGCAAGCGCAUACAUCUUUCGCAACAUCUUCCACGAUUGGCCAGACAAGUACGUUGUGAAGAUUCUUCAGCAACUAGUCCCAGCUUUGACUCCUGGGGCUCGCAUCGCGCUAUUCGACAUCAUUAUGCUUCCAGACUAUGAUGAAAAGCGACAGCGGCCGCCUCUGCCGGUGAGGAAGAUGCAGGGUGCAUUUGACAUGCAGAUGUUGGUACUGUUCAAUGCCAAGGAACGUACAGCUGAGGAUUGGACUACUGUAUUCAAGCUGGCAGAUGAUCGGUUCCGGGUCAAUGCUAUAAAGAUGAUCCCAGGUGCUAGUGUAGGGCUUAUUGACGUUGUAUUCGAUGGAUAG
This is a messenger RNA of Trichoderma breve, 1278 nucleotides long. Its product is annotated as o-methyltransferase domain-containing protein. NCBI's taxonomy places the organism in Eukaryota, Fungi, Ascomycota, Sordariomycetes, Hypocreales, Hypocreaceae. The record is from RefSeq and is a predicted model, not a curated record. The transcript has 4 exons. The coding region runs from base 1 to 1278 and encodes 425 amino acids. Gene Ontology annotation, molecular function: O-methyltransferase activity.